Molecule: messenger RNA, 8966 nt
Organism: Xyrichtys novacula (pearly razorfish)
Lineage: Eukaryota; Metazoa; Chordata; Actinopteri; Labriformes; Labridae
Source: the annotation of a GenBank genome assembly
CCGAUAAAGCUAGCUAAAUGCAUGGUAGCUAGCUGGCUACAUAGGCUCGUCCACGGAGGGUGAAGCGGUACCCGUUGUGUCCAGAGAGCUGGGUAUCUGGGGAAUAUACAUUUAAAGGUGUGUGCUUUUGUUGUUCAGCCGUACUGCGAGCAUUUAGAGACUAUUCGCAUCUCACUCCCCCCCAAUUUGGAGGAGGGACGCUGUAGCUCAACGUGGCUAGCAUUUACAUUAGUCUGGCUAACGGUGGCUAACUGGUUUCAGCCAACCUGUUUCACUAAUCCUCCACUGUUAUGGGUAUCAAAAUCACAACGCUUGGUUAUCAUGCAACUGUAGUACAUAGUCGAAAAUAUUAAACAUUUGGGAACCAACUCUUUUAGCAGCCUGGGUUAGCUGGUGCUUAGUUAGCAUUUGCUAUUUACUACUUAGCCUAUAGUCAAUUAACCGAGGAGAAGCUGCUGCUUCAGCUGCAUGGAAGCAGCAAAUUACAAUACAACAUCGAGAUAUGCCUCAAUUAGCAGCCAAUUUAAGCGAGUAAUUUAAAUGCUAUUUGUCAGUAUUUCCUUAUCAUGGUGUUGCCGACGGAUAAUGUUAUAUUGUUGAGCUAUUGUCUGUGUAACACCUCUUAAGCUAACAGUUUUUAUGUUAGCAGAAGCAUCAAGCUGCUGUUGACUCACUGAGUGUAAAUCUGUUUGUAAACAGCAGUUUCUUUUUCCAGGUGCUGUCAUGAAAAGCUGAAACGGUAGGCCAAGGUUGUGUGGAUACAUCGAUAGACAGCGUGUUAAAAAAUACAUAUAUAUACAUAUAUAUAUAUGAGAUGCAGGAUCAGCUUUAGGGGUUAGUGAGUUUGUCUCCAAAUCUCCAGACCAAAGGGCGCACCAAUGAAUGAAGAACCGGUUGAGAGCCCUGUCCUUGACAGAGAGCAAGUAGAGAAACAUGCAGGACAAAGCCCAGAGAGGAAUAGCGAAGAAGAAAACACUUCUGAGGAAGCACCGGCUCAAGAAUCAUGGGCUUCCUCUGACGUUUCUGAUGUAAAGGAGAAGCCCAUCUCAGAAACAGCAGAGGAAACCCCAGUACAGAUAAAGGAGGAGACUAACACGGCUGGUGGCGAGCCUCCUGUUGACUGGUUUGAGCCGCUUGAGGAUGACGAUGAAGCCAACAGUGAUAGCAGGAAUGAUCUGGAGGAAGAUAGCCUGGCUGGAGACAAUGAGAGAAGUGAGGCCUAUAGAAGGAAUUAUAGGUGAGUCUCAAGAUGUUGGUUUCAGACUGUCACAUAAUGUAAUCUGAAAGAGACGUGAUCUGGAAUAGAUUCUGCUUUUUAUGGCCAAAAACCAAAGUCUGUGGUGUUAUCUGAAUUUCUGCAUCAUGGUUCUGACAGCGGGAUGAUGUGUGCAGAGAUGCUGGACUGAAGAAGUCAGAACCUGAUUUAUGUUGCAUACAUGUCUUAUAUCAUAAUGGUAAUUUAUUAGUCUGAAAGAUUUAAUGGUGAUAAGCAAAGGUACUCCCUCGGGAAUCCAAGUGCUUUUGAGUGGCAUACAAUUUGUCCCUUAUACUCCUUAAAAAAAAUGAGCUUACCCACCUUUCAGCAGCUUUAUCUUAGUCAUGUUAAUGUGUUUUUCACCGUUGUUAAUUUUUUACACUUCAGGCUUUACACUACCCGUCGUAAACGAUCGCUUCCUGAUGAAGGAUGGGUUGAAUGGCCAAUACUUGGAGAGGGCUGGAAACGUAAAGAAGUAGUUAGGCGCUCGGGUAGUAGCAUUGGACAGAAGGAUGUUUAUUACUUAAGGUGAGUUAAGUCUAGUAAAACAUAUUGAAAGUGUACAGCUAUUCAGUUUCUUUCUCUCUUAUGAUACUUAUGGUCAGCUAGUGAUAACUUUGGUUGGAAUCUGAGAUUUUUUGCAGUUAUUGCUCUGUUAGCACGCUAAAAAUGUGAGCUAGUCGGAAACAACAGAUUUUUCAAACAUUGUCCAACAAUUACUCAGGCUGUUUCUGUUGCUGUUUUUUGUGACGUUGGACUAAAUUGAUAAGUUGGCAGAUAGAUCAGUAACACAAAUAAGUUAUAUUAGCAAGGUAUAACCCUUAUAAGUUUGUAGGACUGGCUCACUAGAUAUAGUUAUUUUUAAAGUCUUAUUGGAACCAUGUGAUCUGGAAAAAAAAUCAUGUUGGUGGUAAUUCAUAAUUUUUUGUAUUUUCAUUACAGUCCAAAGGGGGAUCGAGUGAGAAGCCGAGUAGAACUACUUUCCGUGUUGGAGGGUCAAUGUGACCUGUCUUCCUUUGAAUACAAGUCAGGAAAGUUCCUUGAAGGUGAAGUACCACCCAUUAGGAUUCGACAUAGAGCAAAGGUACGAACCUCUUAAAUCACUUUGAGUUGCAAAAUAGGAUAUGUGUAUGCAUACCUAAAAGUGUGUUUUUCUUACACAUCAGAGAAGGGUGCGGGAGCGCUCCUCCUCAGAGUCCAGCUGGAUGGAAAGAGGAGAGGGGGCUGACACCCCAGAUUCCGUCCACAGACUGACCCCCAGUUUGAUGCCCAAAAAUCCCCAUCCAGCAUACAACCAGACACAUUUUCAGCCGCAGAGUACCACAUUAUUUAGACUCCAGGUCCCUAAAAGAGAGUAUCUAUCAGUUGAAGAAAAGAUUAAACUUCCACCUCCUUCCUCCAAAACAACUUUGCUCCCCUCUGUAAACGGAAAAUUCGGAUCAGAGGACAGCAUACUGUGAGUCUGGGUCUUCAGUUAUCAUUUCAGAUACCCAUAAUGUUGUAGUUCUAUUUGAUUAAAACAAGUUGUUAAUAUGAGCUGUUAUUAAAUGGCCUGAAUGCUUAUCAUUGUCUGCUGCAGGGUCUGUUCCAGAUGUGGUAUUUCCUUCUCAGGCACAUGGUAUGACAAGCAGAGGAAGAGGCCCUGCUGUCCCUCCUGCUGGGGUAUGUCAGUUUAUGAGUGUUCUGUGUCAUAAUUCUAAGGAAAACCAAAGUUAAUAUAAAAAAACAACAACAUGUUAAUAGGUAAAGUAAGGUAAAAUGGAUGAAUUACUUGAAGUUUUACACAUCCCACAAUGUCUUUCUAUUUAUUGUAGCUGCGUCAAAGACUAGAGAGCAUCCCAUGAUUCGUUUUAGAAAGGUAAGGCAGUGUCUGAUUAUCAGUAUAAACCAUCAUCUACAAUUUGGCCUCUUGUAUUAUCUUGUUCUUUCUCCUGGGAACCUUUUGAUUUGUCAUUACCCCCUUAUUUAAACAGUCAUGAAAUUUAAUCAAAUAUGUAGGGUGUUUUCAUUUUGGCAAAAAAAAAGUUGGCUUUUUUGUUUUUUUUUUAACCCCCUUUGUUACCUGCAGUGGAUUCCUUGUGGACAGUGUGCUGGAUGCCGCAACACAACCAACUGUGGGCAGUGUGCCAAUUGUAAGCACGAGCUGCAGAGCCCAGAGUCCCGGAAACGCUUAUGUCGAAAACGCAAAUGCAUAUGUCCUAUCCGCAAGGUAAGCUGUCAGAUACACUGCAGCAUUUGUUCAUGUUGAUGUUUUUGGUGUUGUCUUCUAACAUUCACCCCCUCACUCAAUGCCUGUUCCAUUAGGGCCCUGGAAGUGGAGGUGGGAGCUUCCUACCACAGAAUUUCUUUAAUGAUCUUCCUGAAACGAAUGAUGACAGCAAGAGUUUUCAGGUAAACUCUCCUAUUCUGGUGUGAUACCACAAGUGUCCUGUUUAUCCUGUUUUUAUUUAAAGGAUAUGUCAGACUGAACAUGACAAUGUUUGGCUGAGUGCUAGCCAACAGUGUUUCACUACUUAAAGCUCCUAUGAGUCAAUAUGUAUGAAACACACUAAAUUUCACUCUAUAAGCAGACAAGACAAUUAAGAUGUAAUUUUUAAGGCCUGACACUGGUGCAAGGUGGGAGGUGUGAGCCAAGCAGCUCAAGAAACACCCCAAUUUUUACAUUUUCCACAUGUUUGACUUUCAAAAAUCAACAGAAUGAGACUUUUGGUUAGACGACAUCUCUUAAACACAAAGGGGACAAAUUAGACUUUUGUCCACAGCAGGUGCUAGACGGUCCUCACAGGACUUUUUGAGGACUUUUAAAAUAAAUGCAUCAUGACAAUCUUGUCAGUUUUAACAAGGAAAUGUUUUAUUUUACAGAGUGAAUUUACAGACUCGCAGGUAACUUUGAGAAUUAUUAAUGUAUUUAUGGCCUCAUAUUACACCGUUAUUGCCAAACCAUUUUCUAAGACUCAUUUUCAAAUCUUGAUUACAGCCGUUUAGUUUCAAGAGCAGCGACACAGAGAACUUCUCCGUUAAUGUGGACGUUGAUGAUGAUGAUGACAUGUCCACUGACGAUGAUGAUGAUGUGAGCCUGAACUUUCUUUUUUAUUCAUUUUUUUACCCAUUUCCUGUAGACAGGCAGACACCAGCCCCUCAUGUGAUUCAGACUCACCCAAAAUCUUUUAGGAAGGGGUUUGUUCAAUAAGCCAUGUUUCAUCUUAGUGUGCCUUACAAUUGGACAAUCUCUAAAGUCAGAGAAAACAGCCUAUCAUGUCAGGAUACUGCAUUUAUCAGUUACCUCAAUGAAGUGGACACAAUCGAAGGUACAAACGUGGCUAAUUUUUACAACUCGGCAAAGUGUAAACCUCUGUUUCACCUGACUCUGGUCACUGGUGUAAUUUCUUGACUUUAUCAAGGUUUGACUCUUUACUUAAGAGGCUUUUGAGCUGAACAAAGUUGAAAUCUUUUCAGCAAAACUCUGUCAUCAGGUAGACCUGUGCUAAAUUGUGCAAUACGCCUUUUCAGUGGCACAAGAAGCGUAAGCGUCGAUCCUGUGGAGAAUGUAAAGCCUGCCUCUGCAGGAAAGACUGCGGCACAUGUGAUUUCUGCAUAGACAAACCCAAAUUUGGAGGCAGCAACAAGAAAAGGCAGAAAUGUCGACUGCGGCAGUGUCAAAGACAGGCAAUGGUGAGAAACGACACCCAAUUUGUCGGAAGUUGUGUCCUGUGUAAAAGGUACAAUAGUGUUAUUUUUUCUUCUUCUAUGUUUUCGUGCAGAGACACUUGCUGCCUUUCCAGAUGGGGCAGAGUGAAUUUGGAAGUGAUAGUGCAGCACUGCCAGGCAGGCCUAGACCUCACUACACAUAUAGUCGGAAGUCGAGUGGUAAGAAAAGCCGAGGACAUUUUGGCUACGACCUAUCGGAUGAAGAUGAUGACAGUAACUUCCCAUCAGUGAGUUUCCAGUGCCUUUGGUGGCCUUUUUAGUUUACUUAUGGUUGUUUUUGAAAAAUAGUUAAAUUUUCUGCACAUGAAACUUCAACUCCUGGAUAUUUAUUUGCCUAUUCUUUGAUUUUGUUACACUGUUGGAGAUGAACUGGAGUUCUGAGCCUGCAAGUGGGAGCAAAAACGCCUACGAAAUAAAUCUAAGAAACAACCAUUCAACUAUGCAGGUUCGAAAUUGAUAGUCAUUAACAUGUUUUGCCACUUGUGCUUGUCUCAGUCUUUCAAUGAAGUUUUUCUUUUUAUCAGCAGCAGACUAACUACUCAGAUGUUGGACAUCGUAAUGGACUGUCUGACAGAGUGGCUCACAUCAGCAACCACAACAGCUCUCAACUUGUGAGUGAGAUUUUCCUUUUUUGUCUGAUAAAACUGCUUUUUUUUUUCUCCCAUCAAGACAAAAAUUUGUUGUCACACUGCGAUCGUUCAUAGUAAAUCUGCACUGUGUCGUGCAGUCUUCUGCGUGCCACAGCUCUAUUUGGGACACAAAAGCUCUUGCUGCCCAACUGUUAAUAGCACACAAACCCAGACUGAUCUGUACCCUUUGAUCCACAUGCACCAAACCUGUCCCUGUGCUUUCCUGUAGCCUGUGGCUCAGUGUGAUGAAUCCAACACGAGUCCACUCUGUUUAACACUUCAGUUUAUGAUUCAGCAAUCAGUUCCUCAAAGGGAUUCAAUGGGGGAUGAAUUUUAGAGCAUUUUUGCACACUUUGCACACUGGGAUAUAUGAAGACAGAGAAUGUGACAAAGGCAAAGUGACAACGUUGCACCGAUCUGGUAUUUUGCCUUAACUGUUUGGCACCAGAACCCCCUCCGAAAGUGACUCAGAUCUUCUUUAAAAGGAUGUGUAUCACUGCCAAGCUUUUUGCUCGUUCUUCUUUUUCAACCCUCUCUUCUUGGCUGCCCUUCAGUUUGUUCACAUGAUCACUUGUUUUACCAGUCGAUCAGAUAAAAGUAUUGUAUGUCUCACAUUAUCCUAAUAAAUUCUCCAGAGGUAGCUCAAGACAAGGAGAAAACAGAUUCCAGCAGUAUUGUCCAAAAUGUAGUCCGUCAGUUGAUCCAGUUCAGAAUUUGCCUGUUAAAGUCAAACACUUUGAUUCAAGAUGUUUUAAGAUGUUUUAAUUUGUUUGAUAUUUGACAUCUACUACUAAUCAUGGGUUGACUGCUCCCAGUCAGUCGGUCCAUUUAAUAGUUCUUGAUCCAUCAAUCUAGGUCCAUAGAUGGAAUACAAGGGAACGCCCGACAGGCAGAGAUGUUUCUAAACAUGUGGAGGAAGAAGAAGACGACGACGACGAUGAUGAUGACGAUGAUGAUGAUGACGAAGAGGAGUUUCCCAUGGUAAGUGUCAUGCUAAGGCUUUUCAAAUUAAUGACCCUAGAUAUUACGAAUACUUUUGUGUAUUAAUUUUACCCUUUUGCUUUCUGCAGAUUACACAGAUCUUUAGUUUGGCGGAGAACACAGUGGGGAGUGGUACAGACACUGAUCACCGGCUCAUGAAACUGUUAAACGCUUUGCGCACCUCUGUAUUGCCCAUCCUUUGGUAUGCCAUAAUGGUGGAGGGCCCACAACUUCAGCUCAUUCAGUGUUCGAAACAGUCGAGUAUGGCGGACACUAUCGUGCUAAUAGACCCAGACUUCGUCUACCAGGUGACAGUCCAGAAGCAGCCCCUGCUCCCUACCCACCCGCUCUACCACACCUACCCAGCACACUUAUCUUCUGUAACUGAGGUGGUCAACCUACUUUUGGGCCUGGAGCAGUAUGCUGUGUGCCGUGGACUGCCCCCCAAAGACUCAUUGUCAAACACGGACCCACUCAUCCUGGACAGGGCAUCAACCUGUGACUUCCUGGUUAAAAAGAAUACGGGCGCUUGUGAUAACUGCAGAGCGCUCCAAGGACUUUAACAGAAGCAGAGACUGAUUAAAGCCUUCAACGUCAGUGUAGACCACUGAAUCUUUGGUGCAACUUUGUGCCAUUUUUUUUGUUUUGGUGGUAAUAGUACAUAUGACAUUUGACAGAUUUACCUCUGGACUGUAAUAGUAGGAUUUGAUUAUUUGAAGAAUCACCAAAGGCAUUCCAGGUGCUGUGACAUUAUGUUUCUUUUUGGACAUCCUGCAAUGUUGGUGUGGGGCUUUCCUUUCCAUAAUGAUAAUCAUGUUAGUUUAUGGACACGGUGAUGGGUAGAUCUGACGCCCAUCAGCCCACCAUAUGCUGAUCAUGGUUUUGGCAUAUACGCUCUUACUUGAGGAAUCUACAGCCCUCACCCCUCAGGGUUAAACACUUUUGAGUGAUCACUGAAAUGCAGAUUUUUUUUUCUCUGCCCAAAAUAAAAUCUACAUUAUAGAUAAUAAUGUUCUCUUUUCAGCAGCAACUUUUGACAUCAUGCCCACACUGCUGUCAUUCUAGUGUGAACUAUAUUAAAAUGAGUUUGCCAACCUAUGUGUGGGAAUGAAAACGGAGUUUUCACUUUGUGGACCCUUUUCAUGUUCUAGUAUAUUAUAUUUUCUGGUAAGAACAUCAUGAGCAGUUGCUUUGUCAGUUUACUCAAUUUUUUAAAUCAGCCCAAUCAAAGAUAAAUAUUUUCCUCUACAACAGCGGUACUAAUCACAUAGUUAAAUCUUUCAUUGUGUAUUGCCAUUAUGUGAAAUAAAUUACAUUAUCGUAAUCUAAAAGGUACCGCAUUAAAGUAUGUGAAUGAUUUAAUAACAGGACAGUUGGUUUAAAACAAAAACACACAAUAGGGACACCCAAAUUUACAAUGGAAAGGACAUCAGAAAGCUAAAGAUCCUGUGGGGCCAAAUGUCAGUCAUGAUGGUCCACAUGGUCUCCUGACUCCAUCACCAGACUACCAUAAAUAGACAGCUGUUGCUUUAUCAGUUUAAGAUCCGUGUCAGAAAGGGAAGAAGACACAACUUUUUUACAAAGAGCCCCAAUAUGUCAGAGGUAGUGAUUGUCAGGAGAUGAGUGAUGCUGAAACUGAUUUAACGACAAUCCUAUAGUCACGCGAGGUUAAAAAGAGCAAUAUUGUUUGAGUCCUGUGGUCCAAAUAUCAGUUCUCACACAUUGUCUAGGACCAACGUCCCAAAAUACCACACCACAUGUCAACUAACAGAACUUAUGAAUCAUCCACAUUAAUCCAAGAGAUCUGACACUUCACUGAAACUUAAUUUUUCAUCAUUGAUCUGCCACAUAUGUAAGCUGGAUGGAUCCAUAACCAGAUAUAAGCUAAAAUAAAAAAAAAUAUGGAGAUGUUAGUAUUGCCCGUCUUUUUUAGUGUGAUAAUAGAGAGUAUUUUCAAAAAUGGCAUCCUCAAAUAAAAUGUAAUGUAGCCACAAUUGAUCUGCAAAUAAUGACACUGUAGUUAUCACACUGGUGUUAUGUGAGAAGAUGAAACUGCAUCAUUUUAUUUCUGUUUUUGAAAUAUAUGAUUGCUGUUUUGUAAUUUUCUUUGUACUGUAUUUUUUUUAAUCUUGUAAACCUUUUAAUGAAUUUUGUUUAAAGUGUGAAAAAACUAAUUUCCUCCAGUCCUUAUCUCUUUUAAUAUGUUUCUAGGGUAUCAUGUCCCUUACAAUAUGAAAGUUUAAACACUCAAACAGUUUUAUCAGAUCUAUUUUUGUUAUCUUUAUUUCUUCAUGUAAAUGUGCUGAUAAAUCAGUUUUUGGGAUCAGAUCAUUAUUCUUAAUAUAAUUAGUAAGUGGAACCUUAUAAUAAAACACAUUUAAAAGGUUGGAAAA